GCACGGUACUGCCCCUCACCCUAACGCAUGGAAACACGCGAUUAUCACAUAGACUGGCCUAUGCAUAUUGGAUGAAGAUGCUAGGUCAUUCUAUUCAUGCGUCUGCUUUUUAUCUUUUGGGGUGUCAUUUUUGUGUCCUAAAUUGGGUUUUCGGUUCUGUGGGUUCUGAGCAUCUUUGAAACAGAGGGUGGUGGUCUAUGUGAGCCAAUACACGCAUGCGCCGUGGUUUCGUUGCUGCAGAGCGUUCGUCGAGGAAACCCGACGCUGCCAAGGAAACACACAUGCAGGCAUAGGGAAUCCAGAUUUCAGCAUCUUCCUCCAUUCCCUUCACGUCGACAAUGCAUCGGUAAUGAUGGUAGCGCGCAGCAAUGCCUCCGAUCUAUUCCAUGCCUGAUGUCUAAAUAGCUGCUAAAUCAUACAGCCAAAGAGAGGAGGUAAAAAAAAAGGUUAAGAAAAACAACCAGUGGCUGUGGAGGCUGUGGAGUCUGUGGCGGCUGUGGCGGCUGUGGAGUCUGUGGCGGCAUGCUAUACAGACUACAGUAAAGGAGACAAGAAUUAGAGGUGAGUGUGUGAGUGUGUGUAGGGCGCAGUCGCCAUGCCGCUGGUUAAAAGAUGCAUCGAGCCCAGGCACCUGUGCCGUGGAGCCGUGCCGGACGGGGUCACCAGCGAGCUGGAGUGUGUCACUAACAGCACCCUGGCAGCCAUCAUCAAACAGCUGGGGGGCCUGAGUCGACAUGCAGAGGACAUCUUUGGAGAGCUUUUCAACGAGGCCAACAGCUUCUACAUGAGAAUGAACAGCCUCCAGGAAAGAGUGGACCUGCUGGCUGUCAAAGUCACCCAGCUGGACUCCACUGUGGAGGAGGUUUCGCUGCAGGACAUCAACAUGAGGAAGGCCUUCAAGAGCUCCACCAUCCAAGACCAGCAGGUGGUGUCCAGGAACUCCAUCCUCAACCCUGUCAUGGAGAUGUACCAUCGCUGUGACAAACCUCCACCCCUCAACAUCCUCAGCCCCUACAGGGAUGACAAAAAGGAUGGCCUGAAGUUCUACACAGACCCGUCCUAUUUCUUUAAUCUGUGGAAGGAGAAGAUGAUCCAAGCAACAGAAAACAAGCGGAAGGAGAAGAGGCGGCAGAAGGCGGGUGACAAGGAGCAGAAACAGGUGGAGGACCCCAGCCGGGAGGUGAAGAAGGUGAGGAAGGCCCGGAACCGUCGUCAGGAGUGGAACAUGAUGGCAUACGACAAGGAGUUCCGCCCAGACACCCGCCUCACGCCUUCACCCUACCAUGGCAUGUCCUCUGAGGGAUCCCUCUCUCCAGACAGGUCUGGUAUGUCUGAUGAGCUGUCCUACCCUGCUAGCCCUAACCACCCACCCCAAGAGGGAGCUGUCUUGGGUCCUGAUGGGAAGGAGCACCUGACAGGCCCCAACCAGACCCAGUCUCUGGACCGGGCCUACCGACCCCCUGCCGCCGGCACCGCUGCAGCCCAAGGCCGCCAGCACUCCCUGGGCCGCGUGCAGUCCCACCACGGACCCACACCCACAGACCCCUCCUUGAACGGACCCCGGCCUGCAGCUGCCAAAGAGGCUAGUGGUCACCAGAUGCCAGAGCACUUUAUCCCUCCGGCCCCGCCCCCACCUCCUCCCCUCAUCCCCUCAGCCCAGACGGCCUUCGACAGCACAGCAGGGCCCCCCACCCUGGCCCCUGGCAAUGUGGCCGCCCUGUCCCGCCCCUACAGCCCCUCACCCCCUCCACCCCCACCCGCCGGCUACUUCCCCUCUCCAUCCCACCCUGUCACUGGGGGACCCCCUGUUGCCCCUCCUCCACCCCCACCUGGUGGCCCGCCAACAUUCGCUCCUUCCCCAGCCCAUGCCAUGCACCCCUCUGGGGGCACACUGCCAAGGAAGGGCAAGGUGCUAGGCAUCCCGAUAAGCGACGCACGCAGCGACCUGCUGUCAGCCAUCCGCAGAGGGAUCCAGCUCAGGAAGGUUCAAGAGCAGCGUGAGCAGGAAGCAAAGAAGGAACCGGUGGGGAACGACGUGGCCACCAUCCUGUCCCGACGCAUCGCAGUGGACUACAGCGAAUCAGACGAGGACUCUGAGCCUGAGGAGAAUGAGUGGUCAGACUGAGGCGGAGGAAGAGAGGAGCUUAGGCUUGCUGUACUCACCUACAUACUGCUGCUAUUCCAAUACCAGGAUACACACUCACACACACCACAAACACACACACACACACACACACACACAGUCCUCGCAUACUACGUCUCGAUAGACCGCUUGUUAGGGAAAGUACUGUAGAUGAGGUGCUUACACAGUAUGACAGUAUCCAUUACCUAGUCAGAUACUGUAUGGGCUGAGAGGAGGAGAGGAGAGGAGAGGAGAGGAGAGGAGAGGAGAGGAGAGGAGAGG
Molecule: messenger RNA, 2404 nt
Organism: Coregonus clupeaformis (lake whitefish)
Lineage: Eukaryota; Metazoa; Chordata; Actinopteri; Salmoniformes; Salmonidae
Product: wiskott-Aldrich syndrome protein family member 3
Exons: 10
Coding region: 596-2125 (509 amino acids)
Biological process (GO): actin cytoskeleton organization; positive regulation of Arp2/3 complex-mediated actin nucleation
Cellular component (GO): cytoskeleton
Molecular function (GO): protein kinase A regulatory subunit binding; actin binding; Arp2/3 complex binding
Source: RefSeq, a predicted model, not a curated record